CAGAUGCCGGUUCUGCACGAACACAUCCUUCCACUGUAAAGCUAACCGUAAAAUCUGCGAUGUGUGUAUGAUUUUAUCUGGCGCGUACAGUAUAUGAUGAAAGAGGCGGCAGCGUGCGAUCAUCCGACAGUGAUUUAUCAGCAUGAAUGCCUGCCGGCAGCCAUGAGUGGAAUUCUGAAGAGGAAGUUUGAGGAGGUGGAGGGGGCUUCACCCUGCUCCUCAUUGAGGGAGUCUGAGGAGGAAGAGAUAUCCAGCACUGAGAGCGGAGACAGCAGCGACAGCGUCAACCCGUCAGCCUCGCACUUCAGCCAUUCUUCAUCAGCAUCAGCAUCAUCCUCAUCAUCAACACACGCACUGCAGCGGACAGCGUCCUCAAUACUGAAGCGGGAGAAGCGGAUGAGGACGAGGAGGGUGCACUUUGAGAAGGUGACCGUGUAUUACUUUAGCCGGAGGCAGGGAUUCACCAGCGUGCCCAGUCAGGGUGGCAGUACACUGGGCAUGUCCAGUAGACACAGCUGCGUGCGGCAGUAUACACUGGGAGAGUUCGCCAUGGAGCAGGAGAGAAUCCACAGAGACAUGCUCCGAGAUCACCUGAAAGAGGAGAAACUCAACUCUAUUCGGCUAAGGUUGACGAAGAACGGCUCUGUGGAGUCCGAGGAGGCCAAUGCUCUCACGCUGGACGACAUCUCUGAUGAUGACCUGGAUAUUGAUAACACAGAGGUGGAUGAGUACUUUUUCCUUCAGCCACUGACCACUAAGAAGCGGCGCGCUCUGCUGCGCUCAUCCGGCGUCAAGAAGAUCGAUGUGGAGGAGAAACAUGAGCUACGGGCCAUCAGGGUGUCCAGGGAAGACUGUGGCUGCGACUGCAGACUCUUCUGUGACCCGGAGACCUGCACAUGCAGCCUCGCUGGCAUCAAGUGUCAGGUUGACCGUAUGUCGUUCCCGUGUGGCUGCACAAAAGAGGGCUGCAGCAACGCGGCCGGCAGGAUCGAGUUUAACCCCAUCCGAGUUCGGACUCACUUCCUGCACACCAUCAUGAAGCUGGAACUCGAGAAGAGCCGCGAGCAGCAGCAGAAUUCCGGCAUCGUCGCACCGACCGGAAACGUUCACGGCGACCCGAACGGUCACUGCAGCCCGCUGGCGACAGGCCAGCAUGCGCUGGAAUACGCAAUCCCAGAUACAGUCCCGCAGACCACCAUCAUGCAUCUGCAGGCCGGCGAUGACAUGGACGACACCUUGGAGGAGGAGGAGGAGGAAGAAGACGAUGAGGAUGAGGAAGAUGAGGAAGAGGAUGAAGAUGACGAAGACGACGAGAACGAAGACGACGAGGACGAGAGCAGCAGUCUGUGCAGUCUAUCCGAUUCCAGCACGCAGAGUUUAGCGAACAGCGACUCUGAGGAAGAAGACGACAAUGAGGAUGAAGUCAAGACGGAGGAGUUUGACACGGGAUUGGCCAAUAGCGAAGUGGCUCCGCCCCCUUCCGUGAUGUGUUACUCUGAGAAUACGGUCGCGUCCGACAACCAAACUAAUGGCAACUCCUACUUCAUCAACUCCACUGCGGAGUACUACCAAAUGGAAAACGUUACUCCGCCCACACUUUUAGCCUCUGCCAACCAAUCUAGUGAGCCCUACGUAGGGGACACGGCGUCUUAUCAAGACAGGGUUAAUGACUCCAGUAGGGUCAUGUCUCAGGGUCCUUACAAUGUGACCGCUGACCAAUACACGGACUACUCCCAGCAGCCCGAGCAACCAUACGCCAAUCACCACUUGGCCGUGAUUGGCUGUUGCGCCUCAGAGCCGGAUAAAAGUGUCCAAUCCAAAGGGACCUUCCUCGGCCAAUCAGGAGAGCUGAGCCAGAUGGAAUUCCAAAAUUAUCUGAACAACAAUACACAGGAUACGAGUUAUAACGCCAACGGGACCUGUUACGUAGCUGAACAGCCAAAGGAGUUGUCUCACAAUCUGCCCGAAGUUUCGCUAGCGGACAACACGAAAGGACCUACUUUACUGGACGCUUUCGCUGAGCCCACUCCGGUUUAGAUUCAGAGAGCGGCACGAGAGUAUAAAAGCAGCCUUCGAUUCUGCACAUCAACGUUUCGUUUUCCUGUUUAACGUUUGGCGGAUCCAAAAAUAUGUAUUUUUACUGAACUUUGCAAAGAACAAAAACGAUUUAAACUGCAAAAUCAGAGCGUAUAAGCUUUAGGUUGGAAACACUCUACGCAAGUACGUUAACGCAAACGCUUCUAGCUACGCAAGCUUGAUUUCAAUAACGCAAUGGGUCUUAUUCACUAAUAAUUGUGUGGAAUAUUUUGCAUUUGUACAUACAGGAGAACUUACGAAAUGCCUACGUGUCUAUGUGCGUUCUCACCCUCAACUGACUUUAGUAAUUUGCAUAAAACACACCUAAGCCAUUUCCAUAUAAGGGUAUUUUUUGCACAACAUUUUCUUUUACAGCCAUUUAUCGCUUUUUAACGGGGAGAAAGGUGGUUCAUUUAAUCUGAACAUGAUUAUAAUGCCACCGGUAUUUGAUUUUUUUCAUGCAUGUGGUUUCAGUUGCUCCAAUUUUUUUCAUAAAUUUGCAUUAAAUUUUAGUACGAAAGUUCUUGAUUUGUUCAUGAAACAUUCGUACACAGAUUUCAAGCACAAAUUCAUGCGUACAAGUGCUUAGUGAUAAAUGAGACCCAUUGUUUUUAAAUAAACAGACGUUAGUUGGUAUUUUAGUGCCCCCUUGAGGUUUAUUACCACUAGAGCAAGAACUUAAAGGGACAGUCUACCUAAAAAUGAAACACUGUCAUGAUUUACUCACCCUUAUGUCAUUCCAAACCUGUUUUGGAGCGCAAAAGAAGAUAUUUAAAAAAAAUAAUAAAAAAUGUGUUUUUUGUCCAUAAAAUGAAGGUAAAUGGGGUCCAAUAUUGCUUGGAGUCCAACGUUGUUCACACUAACUUCUUGUAUGUUCUGCAGAAGAAAGGAAGUUUGGAAAGACAUGAGGGUGAACAAAAGACAGAAUCUUAAUUUUUGGGUGAACGAAACAAUAAUGCUUGCAAAACGUUGGCCAAGCGUUUACGUACUGGCAUAAAGUCUAUUGCUGGCCUUAGGCUCGUGCAAUGUUUCUUGUAAUUUCAAAAGUUCUAGUUUUGAGCAGAAAUGUGGAUAGAACUUUUCUAUGUAGCUAUCUGUGUCAGUGGUGCAAAAAAGAAAACAAACAAACAAAAAAAAAAUUGUUGCUGUUAGUGUUCUGAAGUAAGUGUAUAUCUAAAUGUUUGAUAAAAGCAUGUUUUUUAGCUUUCAUCGCUGGUUUAUGGUUUUGUAAGAGUUCGAUGUACUGUAAAAGAGAAAAUAAUACUGUUGCGUUUUCGUACACAUACUUCAUGCUUUAAAGAGUUGGUGAAAGCAUGAAAACGGCUCUAAAAAUAUGUGCUGUUCAUUUGCCUUUGCUUACAAAACCAAAACCAUGAUAUUUAAGUUGUGAACACGAUACAUUUCCUCAACAUAAUUGCACUUUUCCAUUGGCUGAUAUUAUACAGAACCGCAACCAAUUGUUACCUGAGCACUAAAGGGGGCGGGGCUAUCUGGUACCGUGCCAUGACUAUGGCUGUGUUCGGAAUGGAACACUUGCUUACUACUUACUGUGUAGUAUAUUAUAUGUAUACUAUGGAAGCUUGUUUACACCACAGGAUCAAAAAAAAUGUAAUUGCAAUUUUUAUUUCAACUCUUUUUUUCUUGUAAUUUGGAAGUUAUCUCACAAUUAUGACUUUUUUUCUCAGAAUUGUGAGAUAUAUGUCAGUGUUGAUAGCCUUGUGGGCAGUGCGUCAACAUACAGCGCUGUUGCGCUAUGGCCGUCCCAAGUUCGAAUCCCAGGACCUUUUUCUUCCACAAAAUAAAAAAGGGAAUUGUGGCUUUUAUAUUCAAUUCUGACUUUUCUCGCAAUUGCGAGUUUAUAUCUCACAGUUCUUUGCAAGUUUACAUCUUGCAAUCCUGAGUUUAUAUCUUGCAGUUUUUUAAAUUUUUCUCGGAAUUCUGAGACAAAAAAAAAAAAAAAACUGAAUUGCGAGAUAUAAUGUCAGAAUUACCUUUUAUUUUGUAUUAUCUUGUGGCAGAAACAAGCUUUCAUAAUAUACUAGCGACUAUUUUAAAAUAAUAAUAAAAAUGGAAAAAGUUAGUACACAUAUUUUUUAUAUAUAGUCAUAUGAAACAUUUGUGUUUAAGAAAAACAAAACUGUCCCUCAUAUUACUUUUGUGAAGUGCACUGCAUUUUUAGAUACAGUAUGGUUUGCGGUAAAUACACAUGCAGUAUAUACAGUAGUAUGUUAGCACGCUAUUCCGAACACAGCCCUAAAUGAUGUUUUAUAACAUCUCCAUGUUUUUAGUGGAGACAUGAAGGAUGUUUUUUCCAUGACACUAACAAAAAAUAUAUAUCAUAUCUAUCUGCAUUUGUUUAAAAUGGCAAAUAGUUGACAGAAGGUAGUUAGAUAACAGAUUUAACUUUUUAAACCAGAUUACCGUAAUGAAAAUGAUCAAAAACUUUGUUUUAUGAAACUCUGAGAUACUAAAGUCUUAAAUUAUCUUUGGGAUUAUACAGGGAUUUCUGAUAAAAUGCACUUUGAAAUGCAUCAAGUUACUGCGAACGAAGCAUUCCGUUUCUGUCAGGCGAAGAUGAUUUUUAAAAGUGUUUAAAUUACGAAGUCUAGAACACAAAUGAACUCUCAUUAGGUUUGUACAAGGUAAUACUUUACAUUUAUUGCAUAACUGAAGGUAUUGAAUGGAUGGAGGCCAGGAAGGUGAUUUUUCUCAAUUUAUAGUGCUAAAUAUUUUAUGGCAUGAUGUGAAAAUAUUCUCUCAAUAACUUAGCUUAAGAUUUUGAGAGGAAAAAAGAGAGUAAUUCUUGUCACGGUUAUUUAAUUUAAAAAUCAGCUUUGACUGAAUAAAUCAUUCUGAAGAGUAAUUUGUUAAGUGCAAUAGUUUACAGUGUGAUAAUGCCACACAUGAAAGCUAAUGUUCAUUGAAAGGAGUGAAUUCAUUUCACAUCAGAUUUCCUCCCAUGUUAAAGGGAAAGUUCACUCAAAAAUGACCAUUCUGUCAUUAUGUACUCACCCUCAUCCAGGUCAUUCCGAACUCGUAUGCUGUUAUUUUGUCCCCUAAAAAAAGAGAAUUUUUAUGAAAAAUGACACGAGGGUGUUUAAAUAAUCACAGAAUAAUCAUUUUUGUGUGACAUAUUACCUUAAAGCACUGACGAGUUGAGAUAAAGCUGUUUUUUUAACGCACAAACCUUAUGAUGCAUCUGUCAGUUUGUUUAUCCUCUUGAUGAUAGAGAGAGUCAUUGUCCAAUGGAGAAUGUCCCUCAAUAAGCUCAAGAAAGGACAAUCAAAUGCCUUUUAUGUCAUCAACAUUGUAGCGUAACCUCGUGGGGCGGUAAUGAAAUAACCAGAUCCUUAAAGGUGAAGUGUGUCGUUUAAAACUUGUAUCCCAGCUUUAACAUGCAGAACCAUAAGCAAGACCUUUAACCUCACACAUUAAACAAGUCUUAAUGCUACAAACAUGAAAUAUACCUCAAAAUGCUUUGCUUGUGCGAUUACCUUUCCCUAUGGAAACUCAUUUUCGGCACAUAAUAUAAGCGUACAUUUCACAAUUAUGAUAUAAAUUGUCAUAAUUUUGAACUUUAAAUUAUGACUAAAAGUCAUAAUUAUGACAUACUAAGUCAUAAAUAUGAGAUAAAGUCCAAAUUACGACAUACUAACUCAUAAAUUAAUAUGAUAAAAAAUAACCAAAAUGAUGACAGUCAAAAUUAUAAUAUAGUCGUAAUUAUGACUAGAAGUCAUAAUUUUGACUUUUUGUCACUUUCCCCUGUUGACAUCAUAAUUGCUGACAAUUUCAACUUUUUGUGAUAAUUAUGACUUUUUAAUCGCCAAAUUCCAACUGUGUAACUCACAAUUUGUCUUUGGAUGUAAUAAUUUCACUGUAAAAAGUGAUGUUGACUUAACUUAAAAAAAUUGAGGAAACCCGUUGCCUUAAGUAAAUGAUAAUUAAAAAAAUAAGUUAUUUGAAUUGUCAAGUUC
Molecule: messenger RNA, 6050 nt
Organism: Onychostoma macrolepis
Lineage: Eukaryota; Metazoa; Chordata; Actinopteri; Cypriniformes; Cyprinidae
Gene: csrnp3
Product: cysteine-serine-rich nuclear protein 3
Biological process (GO): regulation of transcription by RNA polymerase II
Cellular component (GO): nucleus
Molecular function (GO): DNA-binding transcription factor activity, RNA polymerase II-specific; sequence-specific DNA binding
Source: RefSeq, a predicted model, not a curated record